CCAACCCAAUACACACUUCCCUCGUCGUCUUCCCCAUGAUUUUCUCAAUCGCAAGCUAUUUACUAGUUUGAGUUUGCAUCUAAUCCUCCAUAACACGAGGGCCCUAAACGGUUUGGUUUCUUAGGAAGGAGACACUGGAGUACUAUAUAUGCAAAGAUGGACCAGCCAAAUCCUAAUAACAACUUUGAUAGCUCUGGAGACAUCCCUUUGAAGCGCAAACGUGGUCGUCCAAGGAAAUAUCCAAAACCAUAUGCGGAAGAGAAUGCCCAUAUCCUAAAUAUUCAGAAUGUAAACCAGAAUCCAGUUGGUGGAGGAAAUGCCAGUGUUCCUCCAGGGUUUGACAGGGUUAAUGGAAGUCAGCCCCAUCGAAGGGACAUUGGAAAUGAUUUGAAUGAUCCCAUGGUUGGUCAGGUGGUUUCUUGUGUAAUUGAGGCAGUAUUUGAUGCUGGAUAUCUGCUUAGUGCUAAAGUUGGUAAUUCCAAUACCACUUUAAGGGGUCUUGUCCUAAAGCCUGGACAUUAUGCCCCUCUUUCAGCUGAAAAUGAUGUGGCCCCAGGUGUUCCCAUGAUCCAAAGAAAUGAGGUUCCCUUCUCCGGAGGAGCUAAUGUGAAGAAACCUCACCGAAGAGAAAGAAAUAAACAUUACGUCAAUAUCCAUAGAAAUGCGGGUCAUACAAUGAAAGGAUCACCCUCUUUCAGUCAGUCAUCUAGAGGAGCGGUUAGCUCCAGUGGUUUGGUUGCAUCUCAAGGAAAGAAUCAGCAGUCAAUGGAAAGACAAACUAAUUCUCUACUAUCUAGAGGUAAUGUGGUCCCUGUUAAGCUCCAACCUGUUAAUUUACAAAAUGGGGUUAUGGUUUCUAAUCAACCUUCUCAAGCCAUGACCCAAGCAUCUCUUGGAAGCACACCAAUUGUUGCCAAAGAUAUUCUUGCCGAUGGAAACCAAAUGCAGAUUUCUCAAGCUCUAACUAGCCAGAAUUUGUUGCCAAGAGGGACGCAAAAUGAAAAUGGUUCGCCCAAUCUAUCUUCAGCUGAGGUUCAAAGAGUGGAGGCCAACUCAAUGAGACAGCCCGGCAUGCCUUUUGAGAAUCUGGUUACUGAGGUUGUUAGGAGAGUCGAAGCACCAUCUGAAUCCAUAGAUACUGAUACUAACAACAGCAAGUCAGUAGAAAACAUUUCUAUAAAGGAUUCUGGCAGUGGGCAGGAAGAGAAAGUUAGUGAUGUGGGUCAGCCACUUUUGAUAAAGCCUUUACAAGCUGUACAAACCGUUUCUCAGGAGCAUUCUGCGUCUGCUUCCGGAUCUUCUGGAAAUAGUGAAGCAGGCAAAAUGAUCGACCAACCACAGGUUUUGCAGGGUAACAGAAUUGAGAAACAGCCACUCCAAGCAGAAGAACUAGCGUCUGGAAACAAGUUGGAUGGCAAUUUUAAAGCCGAACCUGAUGAAAAAACUGGUCAAGCAGCAUAACUCACGAUUUUAAACUUUCAAUUGGCAGGUUGAUAAUGUUGCCAUUAUCAGCUAUUGCCACGGUAUAUUCAUUGAUUGUAAAAGUAGGCCAUCCAGGAUAUAUCUAUAUACUUAGGGAUUGAAGGAUUUGUUCUCAAAUCUUGAGGAUAUUGGCUGGGGUUUAGCCUGCAUGCCUUGUCAUGUUUGUCGAGAGAACUUGAUAGUGAGCUAGUUUCCUUACAAGGCCUUUGAUAUGUAAAAUUUUGUUGUGUAUUGAAACCAAUUGUACGAAUAGUACCAUCCUAUUUUUGUGGUUUUUUUAAUGUUAUUUUUAUUCUUAAA
This is a messenger RNA of Neltuma alba, 1782 nucleotides long. RefSeq lists its product as uncharacterized. The transcript has 3 exons. NCBI's taxonomy places the organism in Eukaryota, Viridiplantae, Streptophyta, Magnoliopsida, Fabales, Fabaceae. Bases 157 to 1461 code for a protein of 434 amino acids. The record is from RefSeq and is a predicted model, not a curated record.